AUGAUCCCUUCAGUUCCAGGGUAUAAUCUCUACCGUGGAAAUGGAAAAGGAAACACCACAAGCGCUACCUCCGGCUCGGGAAAUGGCUCUGGUGAUGAUGCAACUGGUUCAUACUUUGCGCACUCAAAUGCGAAAAGAAUCAAUACCGAUUCGGUUUUCACUUCAGCUCUUGGGAAGCAGUACCCUGAUCUUGACCUUAUCGUGGUUGAAGAGUACCAAUGUAACCUCUUAGCCUUUGCUGGUGCCGGCCACGCAACCUUUCAUGCCAUCCACGAAAAGGGUAAUCUUCCUUCCUCGCUCGAAAAGACUUUCUACCUACGACCCUCUCGACGGAUGGAUGGCAAUAAAGGACAACUGGGCGAGACAGUCAUUUUUGGCAAGUUCCUCUACCAGUGGGAAGAGGAGGAAUUUGUGAUUUAUCUAGUUGACGGUCGUGAUGGCGCGGAUGCCUAUCCGCAGGUCAAGAACUACUACAUCCUCACGGCGAAUGUCCACAAAGCAGAGCAGCUUGUACUCGCCACCGGGUCAUGGGCAAGCGACUUGCAUAAUGAAGUAUGGGUGUUUGACCAGGGUGGAUUCGAGAAGGAUAGAGAGCUCUGGGAAAGUGCGCAGAAAGCGACCUGGGAUGCCGUGAUCCUGGAUUCAGAUAUGAAGGAAAUGCUUAUCAAUGACCAUGUUUCCUUCUUCGAAUCUAGGCAGACCUAUAAAGGUCUCGGCGUACCAUGGAAGAGAGGACUUAUCUAUCACGGCCCUCCUGGAAAUGGCAAGACCAUCAGCAUCAAAGCAACUAUGCAUAUGCUAGCAGACAGAACCCCAACCAUACCUACCGUCUACAUUCGUAGUCUGGAAUCAUGGAUGGGGCCCCAGUACUCUCUUCAUGUUAUUUUUGAAAAGGCUAGGGAGUUUGCGCCCUGCUACUUAGUGUUCGAAGACAUUGAUUCACUUGUCACACCCGAAGUAAGGAGCUACUUCUUGAACGAGGUUGAUGGCCUAAAAGAGAAUGAUGGUAUAUUCAUUAUCGCCAGUACCAACCACUUGGAACUUUUAGACCCGGGAAUCUCGAAACGCCCAUCUCGGUUCGACAGAAAGUAUUAUUUCCCCGACCCAAACCUUGACCAGCGAGAGGCAUAUUGCCGCUUUUGGCAGAAGAAGCUGAAGCCAAAUAAAGACAUUGAGUUUCCAGACAGGCUUUGCAGAGCUAUUGCUGAGAUCACGGACAAAUUCAGCUUUGCCUACAUUCAGGAAGCAUUUGUGGCAGCACUACUGGCAAUCGCAGGGAGGGCCAAGGCAAUUCCAUCAAAGUCGAGUUCCGAGGGGGCUUGGGUCUUGGUGGGCGAUGAUCAAAGCUCCGGACACAUACGGGAUGAUAGCGACCUGGACAAACUGGAGCUCUGGGUUGAGAUCAAGAAGCAGAUCAAGAUUCUUCGGGAGGGCAUAGAGGACGAGGCUAGCAUGUAA
Molecule: messenger RNA, 1458 nt
Organism: Fusarium sp. VM40
Lineage: Eukaryota; Fungi; Ascomycota; Sordariomycetes; Hypocreales; Nectriaceae
Source: the annotation of a GenBank genome assembly